UCAUUGUCCAGUAGCGAAAUAAUAGCGAUGCUUCAUAAAGAAGAUAAAAAAAUGGGUUAUUAAAAAAAAAUUACAAAAGAGAUAGCCAAAAAUUCACCCAACCUAGCCAAAAAGCCAAAAAAUAGAACUCCAUUAAUAACUUAAAACUGGAGAAGUAGAACAAGAUUAGAAAACAAAUUGACAAAAUCAAGGAAUAAGACGUUGAAUUUCCCUAUGAUUCUUACAGACAAAGGUCCUGUGUUUCAUCGCACACGAGCCAUCAAAUUUCCUCUUGUUUUUUUUGGGAACGUGAUAUCCAUAUGUUGUCACCCUCGAAAGGGUUUUUGACGACAUGACUAAUCUUUGGCUGACUUAGAAGAGGCACCCACCCCAAAAACCUUCUAACCCGCACUUGAUUAAGCCCCACUUAAGAAGCGCUGUCGCUCAAGAAGAAUCAAACACAAGUUGAUCAUUGAUAGGCGAGAGGGUACCGAACCGUACUCGUCCAUCAACCAAGCUAAAUAACGGUGAGUAAAGUGCGGGCCAGGAGGCAGAACUCCAUCAAUAUCAGAAACGAAAAUCAACAUUUGUUAAGAGUUUUGGCUUCAGUAAGGAGGAAGAAGAAGCUAUAAGCGUACUGAUAGCCAGGCCUUUUAAAUUUUAUCUCCAGUUUUUAUUACAAAAAAUACAAUUGGAAUGCACAUAAAUAUUACGUACUAAAAAAAAUCAUCAUUGCAAGACAAUCUAAUGAAGAAAAUGUGAAACGAAGUUUUCGUUAUUACAAAGGAACAUUGUGCAGAGUACUAUAGAAAGACCCAAUUUUCUACCCAAUAAAAAAGAUUUUAAUGAAGGAUCCUUUGUCCCAUCCAUGAAAAUAAGAGUUCGAGUCCCAAUAAAUCAUGUUACCAGGCGCAAUGCUUCCAUCAAGUGCCAUGCUAGCAAUAGAUUCCAAGUCCCAGUCAUUAUCAUUGAUGAUAUUUUUUAAGAGAGAAGAGGAGGGCCUAGGAAUGGAAAGAUUAUUCUAUGCGGAUCAUCCAUAGACAAAUCAUAUGCAUCCAUGUCAUCCAGUGCCGAGUAGUACUGAGCUCGGUACCGACCAGUACCGAGGUCAAUAUCGAGCUAAAAAAAUUACUUAUCUGAAUUGUUCAAGCUCUUCUGCCCAUACUUCAUUUACUUAUCUGACCAUGAAGCAAUAAUUAAGAGGUCGUUUGACUGCAGGAGUGUAACAUAUAUACAUAUAGAUAUUCAAUUUUUUGUGUUAGUUUCAAGUAAUUUAAAUACAAAAUAUGUGUAAGGAAUUUGUUGGGUAAGCUAAACUCCUUAUAUUUAAAAAUGAAAUAAAAGAACGCAACAAAUAAUAUUUAUUUACCCUUAUAACAUCUAAUUCCUCCUUUUCCACUCACUGGGCAUCUCUCCUACCCUGAAUUGGAAGUAAAGUAUCCAUUCUUGUUAAUAGUCAAAUGCCCAACUCUUAAAAAAUUAGUAACAGCAAUCAGAAGCACUGGGCAUGGAGCUGGAAGUAAGAGUCAGAAUAACAAGAGAUACAGGAGAUCUCACCUUCGCUUCUACUGAAACUGAAGCUGUCUUCAUCCUCGCUGCUCACCUACCAGGUCACCAGAACAUUUUCCAUCUGAAUCUUAUACUUCUCUCUUGUUCAUUCCAUUUUCUAUCUGAUUUUUGAAAGCAUUGGAGCCAAGUGCAGGUUUCACGAAAGAUGAGAUCGAGGUAGCCAUGAACGAGGGGGAUAGCCAGAUUAUUAUCAGAGGAGGAGGUCACAUUGCUUUCCGAGAGGCUGUGAUCACGAGCAGAGUAGCCAUAACUCGGGAGGUCUCAAUUGAAUGUUUUGAUGAGUCAUUUCCUGUUCCUGAUAGUGUGGAUUUGGAUGGUAUUGACGCUUGGUUUGAUGAAGAAGAGAAGAUUCUCAUCAUUUCAAUUCCGAAAUUGUUAACGAAUGAGUGCUCCAGGAUAGGAGAAGAAGAAACUGUAGAGCGUCCAAUUCAAGAGGAACGACAAGUCUGUAAAGAGUUGGUUCGAGGACAAACACUAGAACCGACAGAAGAAAAGAAUGGAGAGUCUGAGCUGCAAGGUCUGACGAGGCCACUUAAAGUAAAGCAACAACAGGCACCUGCAGAUAUACCGCAUUUGCCUCCCAUGCCAGGAGAAUUGAUACGACACUCACCUGCAGAAGAACAGCAACAAACAGGAGCAGCAGAUGCGGAGAACAAAAUUGCUGCUCUUCCUCAGCAUCCUGAAUCCGAGUACUCGCAAAUAAUGCAAGUGGCAGAACAAAGGUUGGAUCAAGAAGAAGAAGAUGAAGCAGCUCGAGAACAUAUAACACCCAAGGUGAAGAGGCCAAUGCAAAAUGAAGUCAAAAUGACAGCCAUGGAAGAUGAUAUUAAUGCUUCAGAGAAAGUUUGUUUUGCGCCUACCGGAUUUAAGAAGCCAACGGAAAGGACAGAAGCUGAGGCACCAAGAAUUGCAGAAUAUAGCGGAUCAGAAGAACAAAACAUAGAGUUCAAUCCAUCCAAAAAACAAGCGCAAGAACACAAGAUCCCUAGGAUAGACAAGCCGCAUGAGACACCUGAACAAUGUCCUGAGAAAAAACAGGAGCAAAUAAUACAUGAAGAACAGAAAAUACCUACAAUGAAAUCAAUGGAUGUGGAGCAUGCAGCAAUGGAAUUACCAAAACCAAGAGAACCCAGUCAUUUUGUCGAAGUUCAGCAGAAAUGUAAGACACUUGAUGUAACAGAACCGGAGAACAGCGAACCGCCAAAGGUGAAGGGAACAGCUCAACAGUUCCAUCCAGAAAAAGAAGAAGAAGAGCAAAACCAAAAGAAGUCACGAGUCAAGGAACCUGAUCAGGUGCAGGAAACUAAACAGCAGACUGAAUCAAAAAAGGAAUACGAAGAUGUACAUACUGAAAAAUACAGAGAGAUAAAACGUGAGAAACCAGAAGUGAAGACAGCCGAUGAAGUGCUAGAAGCAGCAGAACUGUUUGAAACAAAAAAAGAAGAGAGAGAAUUACAAAAGGAGCAAGACGAAGAAAAGCUAAAUGGAGGUCCAGCAUAUGAGAAGCCAACAUCUGCAGAGUGGUCAGAAACAAGAAAAACAGAAAUAGAACUUCAAGGAACCAAGGAAGAUGAAAAGCACAUAUUAACGGGCACUGACAUAGAAAAAAGGCCGUCACUUGAAACAAAGGAAGGGUCUCAAGAUGACUAUCAGAAAGAGGAAAAAAUUAAACAAUGCCUUGAGAAGCCUACAGAGAAACCAUCUCAACAAGUUAAGGAAGAGGCAAAACAACAAAAAUCAAAAGAAAAAGCAGAGAAAGAAAUGCAUCAAACAGAAGAGGAAUGGUUACAGGAAAAAAAUAAUCAUACAGAAGAGCUGCCACAUGAUAAACCUAAGACUGAAAAAUUGCCAGAGCCAAGAGAACUUCAUCAACAGGAUGGAAAACCUCAAUUUGAGAUAUCUGAUCAAGUAAUGGAAACCAAACAUCCAACUAAAUCACAAGAAACAGAAGAUGAUAUACAAAAACAGGAGCAGAAACACGAAAAGGCUGCAACAGUGCAAACAGACAAGAAAUCAAAAGAUGUUGGGCUGCCAGACAAAGAAUUAAGAAGUCUUCAUGGAUGCAAGGAUGAUGAAGCUGGCCAAUUAAAGGGUCCAGAUAUUGAGGCAUUCAGAGCAAGAGAACAACUGAAGCCAAAAGAAUUGUCACUGGAUCUUCAUAAACAAAAAACAGAGAAGCCACCUUUGAAAGUACCUAAAGAAACGAGGGUAGCUGCAGAACCAACAAAAACAGAAAAAGAAGAAAAAGUAGAACCAGAGCAACGGCAACCAGAAGAACAAGAGGCACAAGAACAAAUGAUGCCAAUAGGUCCAAAAGAACUUGGGCAAAAGCAUAAGCAGGAUCGAGCCAGUGCACCCGAACAAGUGCUGGAAGCUGCACAAGAUAUUCGAUCAGAAACUGAAGAAGAGUUCAAGCAAUAUGAGCAUGAAGGGCAGGAAGAUAAGGAGCCUACAGUGGUACCAGCAUUUGAAAAGCCUAAGGCUGGUGAACUACCAAAAGCGAAAGAACCAAAACCAUGGGUUUAUGAAUUAUAUGAAGAUGAAGAUCACCAAUGGAUAGGUCCUGACAGAGAGCCAUCCAAAACAAGAAUGUCAAUAGAAUCAGAGGAAAAAUAUAAAAAUCUUCAGCAAGAAGAGGAAAUAAUAAAACAAAAGGCUGAGAAGCCAACUGAGAAAGCACAAAAACAACUAUUUCAAGUUGCAGAAUCAACAAGAUCGAACGCAGAAAAAGAAACAAAAAAGGAGGCAGAGCAAAUAGAAGAGCAAGAGGCACACGAAUACAAAAAGCCUGUCAUACAACCACCACACGAGGAAGUAAGUGCUAAGAAACUUUCAGAACCCAUCAAAACAGUGCAGGCGCAUGAGAAGGUUAGAGUCAAAGAACUUGACCAAAUACAUGAGGAUGAAGUGCAGGAGCAUGAGAAGUUUAUAGUAGUGCCAACAUAUGAGAAGCCUAAAGCUAGUGGGUUGAUAAAGAAGGAAGAACUAAAACCGGCGCUCCGUGUACUCAAUGAGGAUGAAGAAGACCGUUGGAAGAUAGCAGGCAUAAGCACACAAAAAAUCAAAGAAUCUCAAUACCUCCAUCAAGAACAGGUAAAAAAUAAACAAAACACAGAAAAGCCUUCAGUUAAAGCUCCUAGACAAAUCCUGACAGUUGAAGAACCGACAAAACAAGAAGAAAAAGAGGCAAAACAACAGAUGGAAAAACCAGAAGAGCAAGAGACUUCAGAACACAGAAACUCUACACUCCAGCCACCACAUGAGAAGCACGACAGUAAACAAUCAGAAGAAACAAAAAAGACGGAUAAAAAACAUAAGCCUAAAGUCAGAGAACUGGUUCAAGUGCUCGAAGCUGUAGAAGCUCAACCAGAAGAACAAGAGGGGUUAAAACAACAUGAGCAAGAAGUUCAGGGACAUGAGAAGGCUAUAGUAGUGCCAGCAUGUGAGAAGCCUCAAAUCAAAGAUGAAGAACAUUUUCAAUCAGAACAAAUCGAGAAAGUAUAUCAACAGGAUGAUCAAGAAUUGCAGAAACAAGAGAUACCUACAGUAAUGCCAACAAGUAAGAAGCCCAAAGCUUCUGAGUGUGCAAAAAAGGAAGCACCAAAACCACAGAUUUAUGAACUCCAGGAAUGUAAAAAUAACCAAUGGAUGGGUCCAGAUAUAGAGAAAUCCCCAAACAAAAAGUCGUUCAAACCAGGGGAAGAAUCACAACUUCCCCAGCAAGAACAGGAAAUCAUGAAACAAAAAGCUGAGAAGCCAACAAGCAAACGCCUUGAAGUAGCUAUAGAACCAACACAACCAGAAGAGGAAAAAGGAGCAGAAAGUGGGCUAGAGCAAUCCAAAGAAAAAGAGGUUGAAAGGGGAAAUAUACGCAGAAUGACAACUUAUGAAGAAAAAAUAGAGCAAGAAUUUCAGAUCUCUGUCGAAGGUCAUGACCAUGAGAUUAUUGCGGAGUCACAGGAGCCAGAAAAACAAGAAGAACCAAUACUAAAUGAAUCGACCACUUUAGAGAAAGAUUCUAAACCAAUGCUAGAAAUAGCAUUUGGGUCACCCUAUGAAACUCCUGAUAUAAUAGACUUUAGACCACUAGAAGAACUAGCGCUUCCAACUCCUAAGGCACCAAAAACCAAAGGGGCUCCAAAAAGACAAGAAAGUUCACGGAAAAAAGAACCAGAAGAAUUUGAGAAAUCCACUGCAGGGCCAGCAUUUAAGGCACCAAAAAUAAAAGAGUUCACAUCACCAGAAGAACAAAAGCAUGAUUUACCAGAACUGAAACAAUGGAUUCAUGGAUUUAAGGAAGAUGAAGAUCGCCAAUUGAAGGAUACAAAUAGAGAGGCAUUCGAAACAAGAGAGUCAAUGAAGCCAAAGGAAUUGUCACUAAAUCUUCAGAAACUAAAAACGGAGAAGCCAACAUUGAAGGCACCUCAAGAUAUGUCGAAAGCUGCAGAUCUAAUAAAAACUAGAAAAGAAGAAAAAGUAGAAACAAAGUUACAUCAGCUAGAAGAAUACGAGAAAGAAAAUGAACAGCAUGAGCAAGAUUUGAAGAAACAAGAGAAGGCUGCAGUAGUGCCAACAUGUGAAAAGCCCAAAGCUGCUGAAUAUGCAGGAAAGGAAGAACCGAAACAACAGAUUUGUGAACUUCAGGAAGAUAAAAAACAACUUCUCCAGCAAGAACAAGUAAUAAUGAAACAAAAAGCACAGAAGCCAACAAAAAAAGUACAGAAACGAUUUGAAGAAGCUACAGAACCAGCACAAUCAGAAGAUGAAGAAGAAGAAGCAAAACAAGAGCCAGACCAACCCAAUGAACAAGAAGCACAAGGGAGACAGAUACGAGGAAUGCCAACUUACGAAGUAGAACAAGAGCAAGAAUUUCAAAUCUCUGCAGAAGAAGGUCAUGACCAUGAGAUUAUUACAGAGUCACUAGAACCAGAAAAACAAGAGGAACCAAUACCCAAGGAGCCCACCACUUUAGAGAAAGAAUCUAAACCAAUGCUAGAACAUAUAGAAUCCAAAGAACAUCAGAAACCUGCAAUGGAGACACCCCAUCAAACUCCUGACAUUAUAGACUUCAAAACACCAGAUGAACUAGCGCUCACGACUCCUAUAGCACCAAAAAUCAAAGAAGUUUCAAGAAGACAAGAAACAUUUGAGAAGCCUGCAACAAAGCCAUCGUUUAAAACUCCAAAAAUAAAUGAGUAUAGAUCAUUAGAAGAAAAAGAGCAGAAAUUCCAAGCGCAAAAGAAAGUAGAUGAAAACAAGAGCCCUGAGCGACCUCAAAGAAAAGAUAAAGUAGAAUGGCCAAGAGAAAUACAAAGUGAAAUGCCAACUUACAAUGAAGAAAUGGAAAAACAAAUUCAACAAUUAGCUGAUGAAGAAAGUUUUGAACAUGAGAUCAUCUUGAAGUCACCAAAAAAAUUUCCAAAGCUAACAAAACCUGCGAACGAAGUUCAAAAACUUACGUUAGUGAAAGAGUUGGAGGAAUCAGAGAUACCAAAGCGAAAACUCUUACAAGCGGAGGAAAAAGCAGCGCCAGCAGCUCAAGGGUUUUCUACUUUGAAGGAACCAGAAACCGAAGCAGCGUUAGAAACACAAGAACCAGAACGCAAUCAACAAUCAAAAUACCAGAAAUUUGCAAAGGAGCCGUCCUACCAAGCAUCAGAAAUUACAAAUUUCAAAGGACCAGAAAAGCAAGAAUUACAAGAGAGAGAAGCAUCGGUGCACAAGAUACUUGAGCCAGGGAUUACAAAGAAGAAAGAAGAACAACAAAGAGAGCAGCUCGACAGAAAGCCAAAGAAAUGGGACAAAACCACAUUGUUUGAGUCAGAAACAGAGAGAUACAAGAUUCCAAUAGCAGAUUCACUGGAAAUCAAAGGGAUACCACAAUCACACGAACCUUAUGAGAAGCCUGGAGAGUCUCUACAUGUAGAAGCAGAAAUGCCAUUCAAACCUCCUGGGGAAACGAAAGCACAGGAGACAGCAUGUUCUGCUGUGGGGGCUCAGCUACCUGGUAAGCCGACAGUAGGUCCUUCCGAACAAGAAUCACAAACUAAACAAGCUACUGAUUCUUCAAUACCACGUAUACAGCAGACAGAAAGUAAGCAGACAAAAAAACACGAAGGACCGCUACGACAAUUCAUGGAGGAUGAAUCAAAAGACCAACCGGAACAACAAUUCAAACAAACCGAUGAGGAAGAAGCGCAGAAAAGAGCAAGUCCUCCUGAGCAGGAACUAGCAUGCAAUGGGGCGACACUAGAGCCACCGGAUCUAGCAGCACGUACGAACGCUGUGGUGGAAACUGUAAUGGAACAAAAGCUCUAUCGAGUUGAAGAAGGGGAACUUCAACAAGACAUAAAAUCGCCAAAAUCACAGAAACCUCCGCCUAUUCCUAGUGAGCUCGAGGGUGGACAAGUACCAGAACAUGAUGAGACUACAUUGGAGCCACCUAAACCGCUGCCCAGAGUAAGGGAGACAAUGGAGACAGGAUCACCGCCACUACCAACCAUGGAGAAAGAAGCAACGGAGCCAACUAUAACUCCGUCAAGGAUAAGAGGAGAAAUGGAGCCAGAAGAAUCACCGCUGCUACCAUCAUCCGAUGAAGAAACGAUGGAACGUGAGUUUCCUACCUUGAUUCAAAAGGAAUUGCAUCCCGGCAGUGAUCUUCAAAAUGCCGAGGAACAAAAAACGGCAUCGCGCCAAAUGCCAGAAUGCGAAGAAUCCGCAAAAGAGCAAGAAGGAAAAACCAAAGAACCACCACCGCCACAUAGAGCGCAAGAAGAAAUACAACGGCCUACCGAAGAUGACCUGCACAAGAUCUUCGAAGUUCCACAGCCGAUGAAAACAUGCGAACGGAAAUUCAAAAUCCAUGCACCCAAAGAACUGGAAGAGGAACAGGAAUCGAACCCUCCCUUGCCGCUUGAUCACGACAAAAAAACCCUAAAAGAAGAAAUUUCCAGCGAUGAAUUAGAAGCCUCAUGUGUGGAAAUGGACAAAAGCACAAAGGUGACAAAGCUGAGCAGUCCGCGCCGUUUUCAUUGCCGGUGCCGCAGCCGACGCCCAGCUUACCCCAUUCCUCCUUCCAGCCUCCUGUCGGGCUCCGCCUUCGUCGUUUCUAUUAUGGUACUCGUCUUCCAUUUUAUUAAGCGGGAAAAACCCAACUAG
This is a messenger RNA of Dendrobium catenatum, 8706 nucleotides long. RefSeq names its product titin-like. The record is from RefSeq and is a predicted model, not a curated record. NCBI's taxonomy places the organism in Eukaryota, Viridiplantae, Streptophyta, Magnoliopsida, Asparagales, Orchidaceae. The coding region runs from base 1711 to 8706 and encodes 2331 amino acids. The transcript has a single exon.